Callorhinchus milii (elephant shark) is the source of this 6890-nucleotide messenger RNA. Its product is annotated as bromodomain and WD repeat-containing protein 1. The record is from RefSeq and is a predicted model, not a curated record. Gene Ontology annotation, cellular component: nucleus. Gene Ontology annotation, molecular function: protein binding. Gene Ontology annotation, biological process: regulation of cell shape; cytoskeleton organization; regulation of transcription by RNA polymerase II. Lineage: Eukaryota; Metazoa; Chordata; Chondrichthyes; Chimaeriformes; Callorhinchidae.
GGAGGGAGGGAAAGGUUUUUAUGUCUCGAAAAAGAAAACUCUGCAGCCUGGUGGUCGAAAGAUUGCAUCGUACAAGUCGGACAAAAAAAAAUCAUGUGUGAAUGAUACCGACAGCUUUUCCCCCUCUUCCCAAUACAUACACACACACACAUAUAUAUUAAAAAAAAAGAUAGGAUUUGUUUUAUAGAUAGAUAUCCAGUAAAUACACAUCGCACACACACAUCACACACACACGUAUAUGUGUGUGGAAGAAACCAUGGCUGAGACCACCUCUACCUCUGCUAAAGUCUCUCCGUUAGAAUCAGAACUCUACUUCCUAAUCGCUCGCCUACUCUCGGCCGGUCCUUGCCAAAAGUCCGCAGAGGUGCUGGUGCGGGAACUGGAGGAGAAUGAGCUUCUUCCAAAGCGUCUGGACUGGGAAGGCAGCGAACACCACAGGAGCUAUGAAAACUUUGUUUUAUCAAAUCAACAUGUGCCUCCUGAUCAUCUGCUGCGGAUAUGCAAGAGGAUUGGCACACUGCUGGAUAAAGAAGUUCCUCCAAGUGUGUCAGGCGUGCAAUCUCUGCUUGGUGCUGGGCGGCAGUCAUUACUACGAACUGCCAAAGAUUGCAAGCAAGUCAUAUGGAGAGGCUCUGCGUUUGCAGCUCUUCAUAGAGGAAGACCGCCUGAAACGCCCAUCACUUAUGGGAGCUCACCCAGUGUUGUGGAAAUCAUCCGCGGCAGACAGAUGACAGGAUAUGGACGUUUUAGUUCUAUUUUCCCUUCUGGUACCUAUCAACAUAUCAAGAUGCACAGGAGGAUUCUUGGACAUCUGUCUUCUGUGUACUGUGUUGCUUUUGAUCGCACUGGAUGCAGGAUUUUUACUGGUUCUGAUGACUGUCUGGUGAAGAUCUGGGCUACACGUAAUGGUCGAUUACUCUCCACACUGCGGGGGCAUUCCACUGAGAUCUCUGACAUGGCUGUGAAUUUUGAGAACACAUUGCUAGCUGCUGGCAGCUGUGAUAAACUUAUCCGCGUUUGGUGCUUGAAAACAUGUGCUCCUAUAGCUGUGCUGCAGGGACACACUGGAUCUAUUACUUCCCUACAGUUUAGUCCUAUGAAUAAAGGUUCAGUGCGUUACAUGGCAUCCACAGGAUCUGAUGGGAGUGUCUGCCUUUGGCAGUGGGAUCCAGAGAGCUUGAAGUUCAACAAUCAGCCAUUGAAGUUCACAGAACGGUCUCGGCCAGGAGUUCCAAUGAUCUGUUCUUCAUUUAGUGUUGGUGGCAUGUUCCUAGCGACCGGCAGCAGUGAUCACGUGAUUAGGAUUUAUUACUUUGGAUCUGGAACUGCUGAGAAGAUUUCUGAAUUGGAAUCUCAUAUGGAUAAAGUGGACAGUAUUCAGUUUUCCAACAAUGGUGACAGACUUGUCAGUGGGAGCAGAGAUGGAACAGCACGGAUCUGGAGGUUCCAGUUCCAAGAGUGGAAAAGCAUCUUGCUGGACAUGAGUACAAAAUUACCAGGAAACGGCUUGUGUCCAGAGGAUGAUACGGUAGCAAAGCCAAAAGUGACAAUGGUAGCAUGGGACUGUCAUGACAAUACUGUCAUCACUGCUGUGAAUAAUCAUGCAUUAAAGGUCUGGAAUUCCUACACCGGCCAAUUGCUUCACAUCCUUACUGGCCAUGAAGAUGAAGUGUUUGUUUUGGAGCCACAUCCAUUUGACUCGAGAAUUAUUUUGUCUGCAGGCCAUGAUGGCAAUAUCUUUAUUUGGGAUGUUACUAAAGGCACUAAAUCUCACCAUUACUUCAACAUGAUUGAAGGCCAAGGUCAUGGCGCUGUAUUUGACUGCAAGUUCUCACCAGAUGGCCAGCACUUUUCCUGCACAGAUUCCCAUGGACAUUUGCUGAUAUUUGGGUUUGGCUGCAGCAAAACAUAUGAAAAGAUUCCAGAGCAGAUGUUUUUCCACACCGACUAUCGGCCGCUCAUUCGUGAUGCAAACAACUUUGUUCUGGAUGAGCAGACUCAACAAGCUCCCCAUCUCAUGCCUCCUCCAUUCCUGGUGGAUGUGGAUGGAAACCCUCAUCCUACAAAAUACCAGCGGCUGGUACCAGGGCGUGAAAAUUGUCUUGAUGAGCAACUUAUACCGCAGCUGGGAUAUGUGGCAAUGAGUGAUGGUGAGGUUGUGGAGCAAGUGAUUGGGCAGCAGACGAAUGAGCAGGAUGAGCAGAGCAUUGAGCACAGUGUUCUGGAUGGCAUCAUCCGAAAUUUACAACAGGAACACGACCACCGGGUGGGAACAGAACAAGGUGGACUCAACAGCCCGCACAGCAGGAUAGGCACUCCUGCAAGAGUUUUAAGGAAUCCCAGCUCAGACAUGUUGUCACUGCCCAACGUGGGAUUGCGACGCAGUGGUCAGAUUGAAGGUGUCCGCCAAAUGCAUCACAAUGCCCCCCGCAGUCAAAUAGCCACAGAGAGGGACAUAAUGGCGUGGAAAAGGCGAGUGGUGGUCCCGGAUAUACCGACGAGCUCUAUCAGAUUGCAAGAAGACUAUCGAAUUGCCAAAAGUGAGGAAGAAGUGGCCUUGUAUACGCGGGAAAAGAAAAGGCGCCCACUCCAUUCCACACAAAGGAAUGAUUCUUUGGUCUCAUCUGAACACACAAAGAGAAGAAUGAGGGCACGGCGUCGCGAGCAACACAAAUACCGAACCCGUGCUGCUGUUGAGGAAUUGGCUCAGUAUUUCCACGAAGAAGCAGAAGAGGCUAGCUCUGAAGAGGACAGUAAUUCAGCUGGAGGCUCUUCAGACGAGUGGCGGAGUGCAAACAACAGCUCAAGCGACUCCUCAAGUGAGUAUUCCGACUGGACAGCGGACGCAGGCAUUAAUCUUCAGCCACCGAAAAGACCGACCAGACGAAGACCUCUGCGUAUCUUCAGCAGCUCAGAAGAUGAACACGAUGAGCUAGCAAAGAAAAUACAACGAAACAAAAAGCCGAAGAAAUCCAGAGGACGACAGCAAAAGAGACCAAAUCCCUUGCCAUCUGGAGAGGGGACAAGUGUCGAGGCAUGGCGUCCGACUAAAUGGAUCACGGACACUGUACCACGCAGGUCACCCUAUGUUCCACAAAUGGGCGAUGAGGUUGUGUACUUUCGGCAAGGCCACGAAGCCUAUGUGGAAGCGGUUAAAAAAGCCAAUACAUACAACAUUCAUGCACACAAGCAACCGUGGCAAAAGAUGGAAGUCAGGGAUCAAGAAUUCUUAAAAAUUGUUGGCCUGAAAUAUGAAGUGGGUCCUCCUACACUGUGCUGCCUCAAGCUGGCCUUUAUAGACCACGAGACCGGCAAAAUUACUGAUAAAUCAUUUUCUCUGAAGUACCACGACAUGCCAGAUGUUAUUGAUUUCCUUGUAUUACGUCAGUUUUAUGAUGAAGCAAGGCAGAGGAAUUGGCAGUCAAAUGAUCAAUUUCGGUCAAUAAUAGAUGAUGCCUGGUGGUUUGGGAAGGUGUUACGUCAGGAGCCGUACCAGUCGCAAUAUCCAGACAGCCAUUUCCAGUGUUACAUUGUUUGCUGGGAUAAUCAUGAAAUUGAAAGGCUUAGUCCUUGGGAUAUGGAACCUAUUUCUGAAAAUGCAAUGUAUCCCAAAAACCCUGGCUCGAGUGUUCCUGUGACGGUCGAAGAGUUAGAAGCUUUGCUGUACAAACCUCAGGAGGGAGAGUGGGGCGAAAGGUCACGAGAUGAAGAAUGUGAACGCAUCAUCAGUGGCAUUGAUGAUCUUCUGACACUUGAUAUCGCAACCCCUUUUAAUGCUCCUGUGGAUCUUCAUGCAUAUCCUGUGUACUGUUUGGUGAUUGCCUACCUGUCUGACCUCAGCACUAUUAGGAAGAGACUGGUCAACAGAUUUUACAGGAGGAUCUCUUCAUUAUUGUGGGAAGUGAGAUACAUAGAACAUAACGCUAGGACUUUCAAUGAACCUGAAAGCCCUAUUGUACGAUCUGCUAGGAGAAUUACUGACCCAUUGCUUGAAUUCAUCGAAAAUAAAGAUUGCACGGAUAGUUUACAAAUUUGGCAGGACAUGAAGGAUAGUGAAUUGGAUUCUCAAGAGGACGAGGAAGAUGACACGACUGAUGUUAAUAUUCCAGGGACUUCUGUCAUAAGAAGAAAGCGAAUCAGGCGCAAUUCAAGGCGGGAAGUAAACUAUGACAUCGAUGCGUGGAAGACACAGUGUAAGGAGCUGGUGGAGAUCCUCUUUCAGUGUGAAGACUCUGAACCUUUCAGGCAGCCUGUGGACCUAUUUGAAUACCCGGAUUAUAGGGACAUUAUAGACACUCCAAUGGACCUGGGGACUAUAAAAGAAUCGUUAGAAGCAUUGAGCUAUGACAGUCCCAUGGAAAUUAGCAAAGAUGUCGGAUUAAUCUUCAGCAAUGCUAAAGCUUAUUCGCCCAACAAAAAGUCUAAGAUUUACAGCAUGACUCUGAGGCUGUCUGCAUAUUUUGAGGAUCAAAUCCGAACGAUCAUCUCCGAUUACAGAACCGCCCUCAAAUACCAUCAAAGAUGUCAACGUAAACAGAGGUACAAAAAGCGUCCACACAGUUCUGAUGCUUCCCGGUCGAGUAGCCGAGCCUCCAGUCCUGAACGAAAACGGAAACCAAUAAAGCCUCAGGCCAAAGUGGAACCUAUCGCUACCAGAUCUACCUCACUGAGUUUAUCUCGGAACAGCACAAGCAGUCCUGGGGAUAGUGCCUCCAGCGAAGCUUCCGAACAUUCUUCCCCAUUGUACAGGGUCAGGAAUAUGAGGCCGAGAACAAAUUUACUGAACAUCCCCAAUGGGUCAGCGGCUUCAUCGUCAGGAUCAGAUAGUGAAGAAUCGAGUUCAAGUUCUGCGGAAGAGAAUGAAGGCACUGUGAAAUCUACUGCCUCCUCUCCAAAUUCACAGAAUGGCUCCCUGACAGAGUCUGUGGCUAACAACAGUAGGACAAGAAACCCUGUUGUGUUAUCAAGACAAAAGCCAGAAACUGCGACAGUUGGUCCUCAGGUAAACGGGCACAGGAAAGUGCCCCGUCUAAGCGCUGCAGCGAAGAAACGCAAGAUCUUGAGUGACUCUGAUGACGAUGAAGAUGGUGGUGGUGUUGGUGGUGGUGAUGAUGAUGAUAAUGAGUCCCGUUCCGAGCAGGAGAAAGAGAGAAAUAGCGUAGUUAGGAAAAGAAAGUUUUCAAGUCUUUCCGAGGAUGAGGACUCUCCCUCUGAAGCAAGGAGUGAGGAGGACAGUAAAUCUGGCUCCAGUAGCAGCAGGAGUUCCAAGAGUGAAAAAAGCUCGGGUUCCAGCUCCAAGCUGCAAUCCCAGACAGACUCGGAAUCCCCGUCUGCUUCGGACUUGGACAGUGACUACAAUGUAAAAGCAAAGGCAAAAGUAAAGAAAGGGAAAGUGAACCGGGUUAGAAGGAAAGCAAAGUCCAGAGCAGCAGCCUCGAAAGUCACCAGUCGGUUAAAAAGUAGGAAGCGGCAAAAGAUUGUGGACAGCGAUGAUGAGGAGAAGGAGGAUGAUGAUGAUGAUGAUGACAAGGACUCUGAUUUUGCAAAGCGAGAUCGAGCUUGUCGAUCCUCUGCCAUAAAGACCAGAAAUCAGGGCAGAAGGACUGUCAGAUACGACGACGAUGAUUCAGACACUGACAGCCUCUUACACAAUGAGAUUGCCAAUUUAGCCGUGUCCAGGUCAGGGCGGGCGCGACGGAUUCCCGUGCGAGUAAGAGACUGAGAAGCAGCCAUCCGUUGGCGUGAUAUACCACUGUGAAAUUUAUUUCUCUCAAUUUCAGGGAUUAUAUUUAUAUUUUUCUGAAUUUCAUUCUUUUCUUUGGCGUAGCGGGGGCUGUUCGGGGUUACGGAAUCAUGUUUGAUUUUUGCAAACCUUUUAAAGGACAUUAUCGUCACAGCGCAUAAUAACCCAGCUGCAAAAAGGCCAGUGUAUUGGUGUCCGUGGACCACACUGGGGGGGGAGGGAGGCGUGCAGCUCAGUUUUUGUUUGCUGUUUAAGCACUACAGUUAGAGAGUAUUUAUUUUGCUGCCUUGCAUGUAUUUUUAAGCCAACAGAACAGCAAACAAAACAAAAAAAAUUCCCUUUCAUCUCUUCAGUGUUCAAAACAAAAGUGACUUUUGCAUUGAAACUUUUACCGGAUUACGACAGUAAGUAAGAAAACAUUGCCGCGUUCUAUCAUCUUUUCUCUUGGAUUCCUGACGACCACAUUGCAUUGAUUGAAUUUGUGAUCAAAAAUAUUUUGUUUCGACCAAGACCCCACGUGUGACUUUUAAUGCCAGUUUAGGGAGUUCUUGGGUAUGUGUGUUGGGGGUGGGGAGGCGGGGGGGGAGUGAGGGGGAAACUGACUUCCAAUAUUCUGUUAAAAACUGGUGUACUAUAUUGCACAAAAGCCUGUAAAUGAUUAGAAAACUCUUGGUGUAUUAGGCCCCAAUAUUCCCUAUUUUUUUUGCUGUGUGAGGUUUUAACCUGGCAGUAAAUCUAUGGGGGAAAAUUCCACCCGGGGGAGUAUAGAUUUCUGUAGCUAUUUAGAUCGUCCAGAAUGACUUUGAAGUUGUUUUUCUGCAGCUCUUAAAGCAAUAUGCAGAAAACCGUGCUUCAAAAUUUAAAGCCGCGUUUUCAAAUUUGCCAAAAUUCUGAAUGCAUUAAAAUGCUGUGUGAAUAGAGUAAAUCAUAGGCCGGAGUGAAAUUUCUACCCACUAGUACUUUUAUACAUUAAAAACAAAUUCCUUAGUGAGUGGUCAACAGUUGACUACGUCAGAUGAGCCAGCCGUUUCCUCCUCUGGUUUGGUGGGGACGGAGUGGGGGGAGAGGCGAAGAAAAAUAUGUUGAUUUAAUAUACUGCUGGCUUACUGUUGCAUAAAUUAUUCCUAAAUUUUUUCCACUUUUUUUU